CACAUUUUACGUUUCCAAUUCCAACUAGACACUUUUACUCUCUUUUUUUUCGUUGUUCUAAAAAGGGAAGAUUUUUCUCUAUCAAAUCCUUUUUACAUUAUUAUAAUAAGAAUAAGAAAUCAUUUUAUAGUUAUUUUUUCAGGUAAUAACAGAUUCCCGAAUAUUUUCCCAUUCGUGAUUUUCAGGCAGAAAAUAUGCAGACAUUUACGGCUUCUAUCCCUACAGAUGAUACGAAUCUCAACGUGGUGAAUCCACCAGAAGAAUUGGAUAAAGAAAAUGAGGAGAAAGAAGGGGACGGGGGCUUUCGUCGGAGGCCCGGGAAAGCCCCAUUGGAAGAAUUCACUGAACCCUUUGCCGCCGCCGCCGCCGACGACGACGACGACGACGACGAAGAACAAUUGUUAAAAGAGGAUUCUCAAAAGACAAAUGAUGCUGAAAAGGAUGGGGAGUUUCGUCCACAACCGAGACCCGGAUUAGGGCCCUCUGUGGAGAGUUUGUUGCCGCGUCCUGACCCUAAUGACUUCAAAGAUAUGGAACAAUUCUUCUCGGCGUCUGAUAGAUGGUUCGAAUAUCUGGAGAAAAAUCAUCCUGAAGAGUAUAGAGAAUUUUUUCGACAACGGAGACGGAGACCCGGAUUAGGGCUAAAAUUACCACGUUUCUCUAUGAAACGAACUAAACAGCCCUCUUUGGAGAGUUUGUUGCCGCCUCCUGACCUUGAUAGCUUGAAAGAUUAUAAACAAUUCUUCUUGGCGCAUGAACGAUACGAAAAUGCAAAAAAGGAGAUUAUGAAGCAGCUGGGUUAUGCCUCGUUUGAGGAUAAUGCCUCGUUUGAGGAUAAUGUAUUCUCUAGACCGCGGCAUCUCCGACCGGGGCUUUUGGGGAGUAAUCGAAUACCUCUCAAAUACAGGCAUAGGUAUCCAAGAGAAGCCUCUGAUGAUGUUCUGUCCUCUCAAGAGACACUUGGAUCUCAGAGUAUUGAUCCUGUGGCCGAGAACAUUGACAAAGGUGUUGCUUGUAACACAUCUUCUGACAGGCCCUCUUUGGAGAGUUUGUUGCCGCCUCUUGACCUUAAUGACUUCAAAGAUAAAGAUGCGGAAGAAUUCGCCUUGGCCCUAAAACAAUACAACAAUGCAAAAAGGGAGAUUAAGAAGCAGCUGGCUUGUUCUUCUGAAAAUGAAGUGAAGGAUUCAUCUGCUACUGAAGGGAACAAGCUUGAUCUUGAUGAAUUAUUGAAUGAAUUGCUUCGUUACAAUCCUGAAGACCUAGAGGGGGACAAGGCAAUUAAAAUUUUGCAGGACAGAUUACAGAUCAAACCGAUCCCUUUAGAGAAAUUUUCUCUUCCAGAUUUCCCAGACUACCCAGUGAUUGAAAUGAAAUCUUUGCGAGGGAACAAAUCAAAGCCCAAAUCAAAGCCCAGGAAGGCUUUAUCCGAUAUAGAUAAUUUCUUGAAAAGACUAAAAAAUAGAACACCUCUGGUAAAGGCUGUACAGUGCCCUGUGCAGCAGUUAGAUUCACCCACCCCUCCGAGAUUUCCAUUUGCUUCAUCUUCAACAUUGCAGAAGGAAAUUUCAACUGUGGUAAACCCUAGACGUAAACUUUUCUUUCGUCGACAACUGAGACCUGGAUUAGGGCUAAAACGACCACUUUACUUUAUGGAACCAAUUAAAAAGCCCUCUCUGGACAGUUUCUUGCCGACUCUCAACCAUAAUAACUUGAAAGAUUAUGAACAAUUCGUCUUGGCAUAUGAUCGAUUGCAAAGAUUGCAAAAUUCUCAGAAGACAAAUGAUGCUGAAGACGAUGGGGAAUUUCGUCGACAACGGAGACCCGGAUUAGGGCUAAAACUACCACAUUUCUCUUUGAAUCAAACUAAAAAGCCCUCUAUGGAGUUUGUUUUCGCCUCUUGACCUUCAUAGCUUGGAAGAUCCGGAACAAUUCUUGGUGGCUCAUGAACGAUACGAAAGUAAGUUACUGUUUGAUUCUCAUUUCUCUUCAUGUGGGUGACAAUGACAUCCCUGUGGCUUGUUCUUGUCUAUGGGUAGAUGCAAAAAGGGAGAUUGAGAAGCUGCUGGGUGAUGAUCAGGAUAAUGCAUCAACUACACCAUCAAAUAAACUGAAUGUUCCCGGUACUAAAAAUUUAAUUGCAGUUGGUGAGACAAGUUUGGCUGAUGACACCAUCAGAAAUUCUAGCAGUACUU
Messenger RNA from Cajanus cajan (pigeon pea), 2195 nucleotides. NCBI's taxonomy places the organism in Eukaryota, Viridiplantae, Streptophyta, Magnoliopsida, Fabales, Fabaceae. The record is from RefSeq and is a predicted model, not a curated record.